Messenger RNA from Manduca sexta (tobacco hornworm), 6663 nucleotides. RefSeq names its product brefeldin A-inhibited guanine nucleotide-exchange protein 3. The record is from RefSeq and is a predicted model, not a curated record. The transcript has 25 exons. Gene Ontology annotation, molecular function: guanyl-nucleotide exchange factor activity. Bases 366 to 6572 code for a protein of 2068 amino acids. NCBI's taxonomy places the organism in Eukaryota, Metazoa, Arthropoda, Insecta, Lepidoptera, Sphingidae. Gene Ontology annotation, biological process: regulation of ARF protein signal transduction.
CUCCAAAGAUAAUUAUAAUUUCUUUGAUCUCUAUUAUCGAUUAAUGGCACGCGCCAAAUUUAAAUGAAUUUAGAUAAUUAUUAAUUUUUAUUAUUUAUUUUAUACCUUUUAUUAAAUAAAUAUGACAACAAUGAAUUUUCGAAUAAUAAAAUAUAUUUUUGUGAUAAGACGCACAAUGCAGUCAACAAUAAAUGUGGUGAUAAUAAAUAAAGGUUAUACAUCAUGGACUUUAUAUUACAAAUAAUAUUUUCAAGUGAAAUUUUACUCGCAAAAUCUCUAUAUCACGGCGAGAACUUAUCAAACUGCACGUAUAUUUGUAAAAGUGGUGUGAAGUGGGCGUCAAAUGUUAAAAGCAUUCUGCAAGCAUGGAGGAGCUCCUGCAAGACAUCUUCAAGGAAGCUACUGGACCUAAACUGACGACCUUGAGGAAGACUUGUCAAGAUGCAUUGGAAAUACUCUGCAUACAAGAAAGCAAUGCUCGUCGGCCUUCAUACGAGUUGCGGCGCGCGUGUCUCUUGCCGCUGCAAAUCGCGCUAGAGACGAAGAGGCCACGGCUCGUCAGUUUUGCUCUUCAAGGAUUUCAUAAAAUCCUCCGCGACGACAGAUUCCACAGGGGCAUCGAGCCAGAAGACGACUCGUUAUGGAUGCCCUCGCAGUUGCUGUGCGCGACCACUUCGGUCAUGUACCAACUACCAGACACUCAGGUGCAAAUAUUCCGCAUGUAUCUCUCCCUGGCUCUGUCGCCUCGUCGCACACUAAACGGGCGGCUGUGUGUGUGGGCGUGCGGGCGGUGUGCGGAGGCGGCGGCCGCGGCGCACCACGUGGCCGCUGCCGCCCGGGCCGCUGCGGCACAGGCCUUGAGGGCUUACUGUGCACAGCUGGAUGAAGAAUGUCAAGAACUGUUGUCAGAAGGCUCUCCCCUGGGCAGGAACCACAUAGUAGCGGUGGGUUGUUACAGCGAAGUGAUUCCAGUCAUACAGUACUUAUGCAGCAGACUGUCCGAGACUCAACAAAUCCCUAAACAAAACCCGCUAGCUCUUUUCUUCCUGGAUUGCUUAUUGACUUUGAUGUCAAGUUUAUCUGAACGAGUAAGCGACAAUUCACACUUCACAACGUUCCUGUGGCAGAAGUUUUGUCCUUCGCUCAUAUCUUUCUUAGGAACUCCUCGAGUGGACAAAAACAUUAAAUCAAGAGAGCACGAAGGCCAUUCAGUGGAUGAUUCAGGAAGAGGCUCUGGCGCCCUGAAUUCAGCUCCAAGUUUCAACAAUAAACAAGCUAAAGCUAUUUACAGCAUAGCGAACCAGCUGGUCCGCCUGGUGGGCGGGCUGCCGGGGCUGCGGCCGGUGCUGGAGGCGCUGUACCACCGCAUGCUGCUGUACCCGGCGGCGGCGCACCGCCUGGACGCGCUGCGCAGCGCGCGCGAGCUGCUGCAGGCGCGGCGCCUCGCGCGGCUCGUGUUGCUGCUCGACGCGCGGCUCGACGCGAGGCUCGAGCGCCACGAGCGCAGUGACGACAUGGCUAUACUACGCCUAAUAAUGGACGGGAUAGAAGAAUGUGGGCGCAGCGGUAAUCCAGACAUCGUAGCAGCCGCCGUAGAAUGCGUAGUGUCUCUACUGGAUGCUCUAGAGAAACUAUGCUCUGGAACUGAGGAGUAUCUAUCACCAGAAGUCGUUUCACUCAUACUGCAGCAUUGGCCGAAGUUACAGGACGCGGAUUACACAGGACCACUGACGUACCAGACUUUAGCUAGACUGCCUAGUCCUUACAGAGAUGUCGUUGCUGUACUUCAAAGUAAUGAACCAAAGGAACACGAUUCUUCAGACACAUCGGGACCAGAAAACAUAAGUUCCGGCAGCGAUGGUGAAGCAGAUUCGGAUGCUGAUAAUGUCUUCCUACCGACCAGAGCCAGCAACCCGACUUGUAAUGAUACUAACAAGAUAACACUCAAUGACAAAACCAAAGCUGUGCCGAGGACGUUGAAUCUUGGCAGAUGUACCAUAACAGAGUGCAAUGUCGACCUAGAGAGACAUAACGCGAGGCAGUUUGUGAAAACCUUACAAAACACAUUGCUACCAAAACUGCUGAACCUCAGGACUUGUAUAGAGGUAGACGAAGCGAUGCAAGAGUUCGCGUCCAAGUGUUGCCAACACAACGCGGCGCAGCCUCCCGCCACCUCGUGCAUCAUGAACGCUGAUGGCGUCUACCUCGCCACUUACGAAGCCUUGUUGUUGACUUUGAAGCAAAGGAGGACUAAUUACUAUAGUGAUCCUACGGUAAAUAAAGUUCAAGUAUCAAUGACAGAAGACGAGUUCGUGGAGGAGGUCCAAGGUAGUGGAGUGCUGGUGUACUUGUCAGCGACGUGGCUCCGAGAGCUGUACCAACAGAUAUUAGCGAACGACUUGUUGAAGGAUGCUCCACUAUCUGAUCAUCCGCUAAUCCACUUGUUGUCAGAUCUGGGUGGGUUAGACCAAAGCCCCGUGAUGUCUGACUGGCAAAAACUGAAGGAAGUUUCAAUGUUGUACAACAACACGAAUGAUUCGCCACAACAACAGGCGAGUUUACGAUGGGCAAGGAGAAUUCUUACGUGCAUAUGGGAUUCGAUGGUAACAGUAUUGAGCGUGCCACUAACAGGCUACAGGAACAAGAAGCAGAAGUUGCACGGCAUCAUAUCGAAGAAGAUCAAUACGUUCGGUAAAAGGAAACGAAUUGCGUGGGAGGGUCUCACGAUACAGUGCUUGGAGGGACUGCACAAGGCAGCAAGAGUGAGCAACACUUUAAGUUUGCAAAACCGAUGCAGCAGUAUUCUGGCUUUAUUAGCAAACUCAGCUAUAUCGCAACCACCCAAUGGCAAAAUAUUAUCAACGCAUGCUCUCUCGCUGGAUAUACUGAUUACAGGUGGUCUAGAGCUUGGUUCCAAAGCUCACGAAUGCUGGGAGCACAUAUUCGCAGCGUGUCAGUACGUGUCGAGUUUCGAACAUGCUCUGUUUGGACACCAGGGUAACAAUGCUACACCGAUAGUCACCAUGCAGACUGGCAGGAACAAGACAGUGUCGAUACUGCAGGCUGAUGCGAAAUUAGGACUGGAUGGCAGGGAUGAUGAGACUUGCGUAGAUGUUUUCAACUUUUUACAACCAGUACUUGAAAAUCAUCUGAAUAAUGACAUGUCAGUCGCUAAAAUUGUCGAAACAUGUCGUCAAGAGGGUGGUAACGUGAUAUCAGGUUCGGGCGCGGCCCGAGUGUGCUGCGCCUUGUCCGCCGCCGCCGACACACUGUUCACACGACUCGCCGCCACCACCACACUACCCACUUUACGAGCUGCUCUACAGAGGCUGGUGGCGCAUCAGCAUAGACUGCUAUUCUCAUCAUGGGAGCAAGACAUAGCGAACAACAACGCGACGUGGUGGCGUCGCGGAAGUAAUAACCGCGGGGCGGGGGGAGGGGGCGAGGCAGUCAGGGCCCUCUGUCGGGGAGGGGACGUGGCACUCCGCUGUCUAAGGGCUGCGAGACCCUUGGCGCACCGCAUGGCGAUAUGGACCGUUGUAGGACCGCACUUUAUGCAGGCAGCCUGUCACAAGGACAUACAAAUUUCAAGCCUAGCGAUACAAUGUCUCCACGAUUGUGCCACAGCACUUCUGAACCAGCAAGUGGAAUUACCGCAUUUCCACUUCAACGAAGCACUGUUGAAACCCUUCGAAAACCUUCUUUGUCUAGAGCUUUGUGAUGAUGACAUUCAGGAACAAAUUAUUUCUUGCAUCUGUGAAUUCGUUGAAACAAACAGAAUGGAAAUCAGGUCGGGAUGGAGGCCAUUGUUUAACACUCUACGUGCUGCUAACAACGCUAAUCAAUACUCUGCUAUUCUAGAAAUUUUCAAAGUGUUUCUCAGCACCGAUAAUACUUUGGUCUUCGCUAAUGCAGCACUCGAUUGCAUUUUAUGUCUCCUGAGUCAUAUUAAAGGUUUACAUUACGAAGAAGUACAAGCUACUGAAGUCAAACCGAAAAAAACAACUACUCCAACGCAAUCGAAACCGAAUCUCAGUUUGAAAUUCUCAAAGAAUAGCAAAUUUAUUCCACUAAGCGAGGAGAAAUCGGAGAAGGUCAUAGUUGAUAUGUGUAGAGAGGCAUUGUAUCACUUGGAGAGUUGUGCAGAUAUUUUAACUAUGAUGUACAAUAUGCCUAAAUGCCCCAUAUUCAACACAGGAAACAGAAUUAAAGGAGAUCUACCACUAUCUGUCGUUGAUCCUAUAAUACCCAGCACGUCUUUAGAUAUUACUAAAUAUGUGACCAAUGAGCAUUGCGAAGAAGAAUUAAUUUCUUACAAAAAACUUUCCACAAGUCUACCGCCAUCUAAUACAACGAACAAUUGUCUGUUGAAAUUAGACAAACCAAGUAACAUACUGAAAGUCUGGUACGUUUUGAUCGAGGGACUGAUUUCCGCCACAGUAGUAUGUUCCAAGAAAAAUCAACCAGCGGCAAUGGAAACUCUGUUUAAGUUACUAAGGAAUAUAGUAGACGUGCCUGGAACUCAUUUUGGCCUUCACUGUAUAAAUCAUAUUUUAUUGCCUACAGUACAAAAUUGGCUGAGGCAGAUAGCUAACGUGAACACGCACUGGGAUAGUGUGAUGCCAAAUUUCAAACAAUGUUGCGGCUUAACUACAGACACCAUUGUGGUGUAUUUGCACCAUUUACAACAAAUAAACGUUGAAAGAUCCACUACAACUGACAAAGGAGAAGUAAUAGAGAUUGAACCAUUUGAAAGCACUGAAGCGACAUUUGCAUUGAAGCAAAUUAUGCUGAUUUUAGUGGAAUGUAUUGCGCAACCGCAAGAACCUAUUGCCAGACUGGGAGCAUCGUGUAUACGACAUAUAAUAUUGACGUCGGGGCAUUUAUUAACCGACAAUCAGUGGGAAGUCGUUUGCACUAGUCUGCAUAGAGCGUGCAAUGUCAGCUUGACGCCACUGAAACAGUUGACGUAUGCUUUUAAAGAAAAUUCCAACAGCUUCUAUGGCGAUUUAGCUAUCGUUAAAGUAGCAGCGCGCCGUGAUUGCUCAGUGAAUGACAACGUGAGACUUCACGCGAUGGCUCAACAAGUAUUUCUAACUGAACAACUAAAAGGAGAGAGUCACGCGAAAGCAACAUCUAAAAAUUCUUCACAAAACUUAAUGCUCAUUGAUGACAGAAGCUACAUCUUCCUCAUCUAUUUACAAGAGUCUAUCAAUUCUCUGAAUCCAGAGUUGUAUACUGUCAGGAUUCCCCACAGAGGGUUAGUUGUAGGAUUACUUGCACACCAAAUAUUAAUUCAGAUAAUCGCAACCGUUCUAAUUCAAGCAUCAUCGGAUGUAUUUCACGGAAUCAACAGUAUUCUAUUGGAGAGUUUAAAAACUGGUGCAAAUAUUUGCAAUUACAAAUUCUUCUUGAGCUGUGAUAAUGUUGACUUAUUAUUGAAAAGUUUAGAAUUGUCUUUUAGAAGGGCAAUGCAAUUUGAUACGAGACCAGGACUAAAGUUUUUGGUACAAAAAGUAUCAAAUUUGGACCACGCUGCAAAUUUGUACAAACAAACAACAUCGUCCUGGCUAAUCAAAAUUAUCGCUCUGACGGAAAUAUUCUUCAGCGGUGUCCAUAGAUUUAAAUUGAAGGCAACAGACAUAUCAAUAAUUUUACACAAUUAUACUACAUCAUUAAAUUUGACUCUUGAGUACGACCAAUUUGUGACCAAAAUAUUCGACUUAAAAAAUACUUGGGAACUACUGUGCAACAGUUACGUGAAACAUUUAAUUAACGUGUCUGAUUUUGACGACCCAGACACAAUUAAAGACCGAAUGUCGUGCAGUUCUAUAGACAGCGACUCGUCUUCUAAUCAAUAUGAAAGAUAUUAUGCUCAAAAUACAGCUGCUAUGUCUGGAGAAAAUAAUGCUGAUUGUAAAGAUAAUGAAAAUAAAAAAGAUGAAGAAAACAUAGAUAAGCCAAAUAGAAAACCAUUUACUUUCGCAGACUUUAAAGCAAACAGUCAAACAACAGUAAAGGUUGAUGUACAUGCUGAAAAUGACAGUCCAGCCAAUAACGUUGGCUCUGGUGACGAGGCUAGCGCAUCUUCAGAUAAUGAAGUUACUAAAGAGAUAAAGGACAGAACUGAAAGCCCAGUAAUCAAAACUAUUAAUGUUAUUGAGCACCCUGAGAGUCCUAUUAAGGAACAGAAGUUGAGUACAUCAGACUCCAUAGAAAAACGAAUAGAUGGACGAAAGGUGAACAUUACAAUAUGUGAUGGAGGUCUACAAGAGAAACCUAAAAACAUUGAACCUUUGAUUCCACCACAGCCUGUACCGCCGGAAAUAGAGCAGCAAAGAGCAGUCAGCAUAAGUAAAGACACUGAAGUACAACGGAACUGCUUCCAAAACAUACUAACUGCAUAUCUGGAACUAGUGUUGACAUUUUCCCUCGAUCGCUUCCAACUGAUCCACCCGGUGCUUCAGGGUGGUUUCGUGCAACUCGCCAAAACAGUCACCGACCCUCAACUGCUUGAUAGAAUCAAUAUAUUUUUCGACAAAAAAGACUUAUCAGAAUUUAAUUAUAAGUGAUCAAUUAUUUGUGAUAUAUAAACUCACAUUGUAACGUUAUAUUCCUCGUUUGUUCAGUGUUACGUGAAAAAUAAAAUCGUAUUGUACUUAA